UCACCCGGAUUCUGAUACUUUCGGGGAAGUGGAAGACAUGGCCGCAAGGUUACUGCUGAGAUCCGCCGUCCGGGCCGCGACGACCUGCCGGGCUUCUCCGGCGCCCGCCCUGAGCAGAGGGAUGUCCGCCGGAGGUAUUCCCACUGACGAGGAGCAGGCCACCGGACUUGAGAAGAAGAUCAUGACUGCUCUGAAAACAGGAUCAGACCCCUACAGCAUGCUGAAGCCCAAGGAGUAUGCGGGAUCAAAGUCUGACCCCCACCUCGUCCCCUCCGUCACCAACAAGAGAGUGGUUGGCUGUGUCUGUGAGGAGGACAACACUGCUGUCGUGUGGUUCUGGCUCCAUGAGGGUGAACCUCAGCGCUGUCCUUCAUGCGGCUCUCACUACAAGCUAGUGGCCCAUGAGCUGCCUCACUGAGCUCGCUGCCUCAAAUGCAGCCUCGCAUCCCAUAAUUCCAGAGACGCUGUGACCUCAUUCAUGUUUGUCUUUUUGCAAUGUACAGGAGAUGUAAAUCUUCUGUCCUCCUGGUGUAGGACACAAAAUUUUAACAAUUCCUUGAAAAUAACAGUUUACUUAAGUUAUUGGAAUGCACCAAAUAAACAUGCUUACUCUGA
This is a messenger RNA of Triplophysa rosa, 615 nucleotides long. Its product is annotated as cytochrome c oxidase subunit 5B, mitochondrial. Gene Ontology annotation, cellular component: mitochondrial envelope. Gene Ontology annotation, biological process: mitochondrial electron transport, cytochrome c to oxygen. The record is from RefSeq and is a predicted model, not a curated record. NCBI's taxonomy places the organism in Eukaryota, Metazoa, Chordata, Actinopteri, Cypriniformes, Nemacheilidae. The transcript has 4 exons. The coding region runs from base 38 to 418 and encodes 126 amino acids.